Messenger RNA from Arabis nemorensis, 3558 nucleotides. Lineage: Eukaryota; Viridiplantae; Streptophyta; Magnoliopsida; Brassicales; Brassicaceae. The record is from the annotation of a GenBank genome assembly.
AUGUCUAUAACUUGUCAACUCUCGAAUCUCACUUCAAAGAAGGCAAAUCAAUCGACCGGUGGUGUUAGAAAGCCUCUCUUCUUCUUGAUUUUGUGUGGCUUAACGACCUCUGUUGUGAUUGUUCUUCUGAUCUUCUCUCCGUUAAGCAAGAAGGAGGAGACUAGUUCUUGUAACGGAGAAGCUAGAGUGCUGUUCAGACAUAAGAACGUCUCCACGAGCGAGAUUCAUGCUUUAGUCUCUUUCUUCUCUGAUUCAGAUCAGGUAACAUCCUUUGAAUGUCGUAAGGAAUCUACCUCUGGAUUGCGGUCAAACUAUUGUAUUACAUGUUCUCUGAAUAUGGAGAAACAGAGUUGCCAUGAAAGACAGUGCUUUAUUCCAGAUGGAGGAGUUCCGUGGAAUCUUAAUCCAUCAGGUUUAGAACAUUCUAUUUCACCAGAAGCUUGCGUGUCUGAUAAUCUUGAACAGAGUAUACUGCAACCCAAAGAACACGAAAACCAUGGAGAAGAACCCGAAAACCAUGGAGAAGAGCUGGAUUGGGAUUUGUCAACUUACUUAAGAAAUACAUGGUGGUGGCUAAUUCUUGGUGUAUUAGUGUGCCAUAAGAUUUUUGCAUUUCAUUCGAAAGCACCGACUGAGAGAAAAGAAAAAGGUUCACUGCAAGAGCCUUUAGCUCAGAAACAGCAACGUGGUCAGGCCCCUUCUAAAGGAGCUGGAAGAUGGAGGAAGAACAUCCUUCUCCUUGGUGUCAUGGCAGGAGUUUCCGUAUCCAUUUGGUGGUUCUGGGACACCAAUGAGAAGAUCAUAUCGAUAAGGAGAGAGACUUUAGCAAACAUGUGUGACGAACGAGCCCGCGUGUUGCAAGAUCAGUUCAAUGUUAGCCUGAACCAUGUUCAUGCCUUGUCUAUUCUUGUAUCCACCUUUCACCAUGGGAAAACCCCAUCUGCCAUUGAUCAGAAAACCUUUGGUGAAUAUACCGAGAGAACAAACUUUGAGAGGCCUCUUACCAGUGGUGUGGCGUAUGCUUUGAAAGUCACACACUCAGAUAGAGAGAAAUUUGAAAAGGAGCAUGGAUGGACAAUAAAGAAAAUGGAAACUGAGGAUCAGACACUUGUCCAAGAUUGUGUUCCUGAAAAUUUCGACCCAGCACCUAUUCAAGAUGAAUAUGCACCAGUUAUCUUUGCUCAAGAAACUGUUUCCCAUAUUAUAUCACUCGACAUGAUGUCUGGAGAAGAAGACCGUGAAAACAUCUUGCGGGCAAGGGCAUCAGGAAAAGGAGUAUUAACAUCUCCAUUUAAGCUUCUCAAGUCAAAUCAUCUUGGCGUCGUGUUGACCUUUGCUGUCUAUGACACGAGCCUACCGCCCAAUGCCACUGAAGAACAGCGUGUUGAAGCAACUAUUGGGUACCUUGGUGCAUCAUAUGAUAUGCCGUCGCUAGUGGAGAAACUUCUUCAACAACUUGCCAGCAAACAGACGAUUGCUGUGGAUGUUUAUGACACAACUAACGCCUCGGGUCUAAUUAAAAUGUAUGGCUCAGAAAUUGGAGAUAUUAGUGAACAGCACAUAAGUAGCCUUGAUUUUGGUGAUCCAUCAAGGAGUCAUGAGAUGCACUGCAGGUUUAAGCAUAAACUUCCCAUUCCUUGGACAGCAAUAACACCAUCAGCCUUAGUUCUGAUUAUUACUUUUCUUGUUGGUUAUAUCUUCAAUGAAGCCCUCAUUCGAAUUGCGACGGUUGAAGAGGACUGUCAGAAAAUGAUGGAACUCAAAGCUCGUGCUGAGGCUGCUGAUGUUGCAAAGUCGCAGUUUUUAGCAACUGUUUCUCAUGAGAUACGGACUCCGAUGAAUGGUGUUCUAGGAAUGCUGAAAAUGCUGAUGGACACCGAUCUUGAUGCAAAACAAAUGGACUAUGCUCAAACUGCUCAUGGUAGCGGGAAGGAUCUUAUAUCAUUAAUAAAUGAGGUUCUUGAUCAGGCAAAGAUUGAAUCAGGAAGGCUCGAGCUUGAAAAUGUGCCUUUUGAUAUGCGUUUUGUUCUGGAUGAUGUUUCGUCUCUCCUCUCUGGCAAGGCAAAUGAAAAAGAUAUCGAGUUGGCCGUUUAUGUGUCUAGUCAAGUUCCUGAUGUUGUAGUUGGUGAUCCGAGUCGGUUCCGGCAGAUAAUUACAAAUCUGGUUGGAAACUCAAUCAAGUUCACACAGGACAAGGGGCACAUAUUUAUCUCAGUGCACCUUGCAGAUGAGGUGAGGGAGCCUCAUAAUAUUGAAGAUGCAGUGCUAAAAAAGAGACUAGCUUUAGGAUGCAGUGAGUCCGGUGAGACUGUUAGCGGGUUUCCUGCCGUAAAUGCAUGGGGAAGCUGGAGGAAUUUCAAGACAUUUUACAGCACUGAGAAUCAUAAUUCUGAUAAAAUCAAGUUGCUAGUUACAGUGGAGGACACAGGAGUGGGCAUACCUUUGGAUGCACAAGGCCGAAUAUUCACUCCUUUUAUGCAAGCUGACAGUUCCACAUCUCGGACUUAUGGUGGAACUGGCAUAGGUUUGAGCAUAAGCAAGCGUUUGGUUGAACUCAUGCAAGGAGAGAUGGGUUUUGUGAGUGAGCCCGGGAUAGGCAGUACUUUUUCAUUCACCGUAGUUUUCGGGAAAGCAGAAACAAAUUUGCCAGUUACUAAGUUUGAGCGAUUCGAUCUAGCUAUCCAGGAGUUUAAAGGAUUGAGGGCAUUAGUUAUUGAUAGCCGAAACAUUCGAGCCGAGGUGACUAGUUACCAUCUUCAGAGAUUGGGAAUAUCUGCAGACAUUGUUUCAAGUCUGAGUAUGGCAUGCACCUGUGUCAGCAAAUUAAGAAAUUUGGCUAUGAUUCUAAUUGAUAAAGACGCAUGGAACAAGAAAGACUUUGCAGUACUUGACGAGUUGCUUAACAGUAGCAAAGAAUCCACUACAAGGCCCCCAAAGAUUUUACUUUUGGCAACCUCUGCAACUCCUGUUGAGCGCAGCGAGAUGAAGUCUUCUGGUCUCAUAGACGAGGUGGUAAUAAAGCCACUUCGGAUGAGUGUCUUAAUAUGUUGCUUGCAAGAAACACUUGUCAAUGGAAAGAAGAGGCAGCCAAACAGAAAGCGAAGAAAUCUUGGACACUUGCUUAGAGAUAAGCGGAUUCUUGUUGUGGACGAUAAUCUGGUGAACAGAAGAGUUGCCGAAGGCGCACUUAAGAAAUAUGGAGCCACUGUUGCAUGCGUUGAGAGUGGCAAAGCUGCAUUGGCUAUGCUUAAGCCGCCUCACAACUUCGAUGCUUGCUUCAUGGAUCUCCAGAUGCCUGAAAUGGACGGAUUUGAAGCAACGAGGAGAGUCCGUGAUCUGGAGAGGGAAAUCAACAAGAAAAUAGCUUCUGGAGAAGCCUCUGCUGACAUGUUCAGUAAAGUCAGUAGCUGGCACGUCCCGAUAUUAGCAAUGACAGCUGAUGUGAUUCAGGCUACUAACGAAGAAUGCAUGAAAUGUGGAAUGGAUGGUUAUGUAUCGAAACCGUUUGAAGAGGAAACGCUCUACACAGCGGUAGCAAAGUUCUUUGAAUUUGGUUAG